Aspergillus neoniger CBS 115656 is the source of this 1767-nucleotide messenger RNA. RefSeq lists its product as uncharacterized. The record is from RefSeq and is a predicted model, not a curated record. The coding region runs from base 1 to 1767 and encodes 588 amino acids. The transcript is spliced from 3 exons. NCBI's taxonomy places the organism in Eukaryota, Fungi, Ascomycota, Eurotiomycetes, Eurotiales, Aspergillaceae.
AUGGAACAAGAUCAGCACGCACGUCGGAGAAGCAUACGCAUCAUUGAAAAGGCACUGAAAAGCGAAGCCAACACAGAGAAGACGCCAGCUUCAAUUUCCAAAAAGAAAGGCCGUCAGCAAAGUACUCUUGUCCAGACGAGCGAACAGAAGAAGCAAGACAUCACGGGGAAACGAAACUCUUCAAGACGGACACAAAAGCCUCAAGCUAAUACAGCAAGACGAGCAUCGAAGAGGACGGCACCACAAAAGACCGCCAACGCAGCCAAACGUGGCCGUCGAAAGAAAGCACAGGGUGUAGCCAGUACAAGGAAGCAACCUAAGCAGGAAAAAAACCAGCAUAAAAGGAUACGUCCCUCGACCAAGACACAGAAUAAACGGAAGACACAAUCACCAGAACCAUCAUCCUUGAGCCCAGAACCGCAGUCCAAGAAGCGGCGUCAAGAGCAGAACCCAGCACUUCCGGAUAGUAAUAUUGACCAAGAGUUGCCUCUAGAAAGUCCACGAUUUGAAGGGGAUGCUGCUGUAUAUUACUGGAUCAACAACGGAAUUUGGCCAAAAGGAAUGCCUCAAUCUACCCCUAACACCCAAUUAUUGAAUACCCACCUUGCUUCUAGGCCUCCAACCAUUCCGCAAGUGACACAAACCCUCGAGCCAACAACAGCGGCCAGGUCUAACCCCUAUGCUACAAAUGCCUGUAAGACAUACCUCAAGUCUAAAGGCAGCUACAUGGAUGAAGGAGUUGGGGUUGCAGAGAAUGAUGAAAGGAUAUGUCAGGAUCUUCUUAGAAGAGAAGUAUGUGAAACUCCCAGUGGCACGGCAUUUGAGGACAAUACUUUGGACUAUGUCCUGAAGUCUUUGCCAAACGCAAAUGAGAUCGGGGUCACUCGAAUGAUCAGUCAAUUGCUUGUUCCCUCACCGGUACUCGAGAUUUAUGGGAGUCGACUGCGUUCUACUCCGAGGUUGAUUGAAAGUAUGAAUCAGCCUUGGAGUUUGUCAACUUCUCUUGAUGAAUAUCCAAGCACACGACGUAGUGCAGGGGCUAGAGAACCAAUGUCAUUUCUUCCAACACCGCGACCAGACUAUGCUGUGGGCUUUUCACGUCAUGCAUUUACUAGCAAGCAGAUCCGCAAGCUUAAGCCAUUACUCGGUGGACCUGACGAGACUUCUGUUUGCAAAGGCAUAGAAGAUAUGCUUUUUCCAUUUCUAGCUUGCGAAGUAAAGUCCACUACAGCAAAUCUCCAGAUUGCAGAACGGCAAAAUGCUCAUACUCUGACUCGAUGUCUCAGAGGUGUCGUUGAGCUCUUCAAAUUAUUGGGGCGUGAGAAUGAAUUACACCGGAGAGUUCUUGGCUUUUCUUUUUGUCAUAAUCAGGAGCAGGUGCAGGUAUUCGCUCAUUUUCCCGUGGUCGAAACUGCAGAGCCGACUUCAUAUUAUCGUGUCUGUAUUGGAAAAUGGAGCAUAUUAGACGAGCAAAGAUGGAGGUCUUACAAAUUUUCAAUGGCCAUCUACCAUGACUGGGUUCCAACAUUUUUUGCAUUACUUUGUUCUGCAAUCGACCGUUUACCGGAUAUACCUCCGGACAUUGCACCUCGCCAGUCUCUGAUUCAACCCGAGAGCCCAACGGAGGAAGAAUCCUCGGGGGGCAAAAGAUCAUUUCCAGAGGACGAGGAACUGGUCAAAGAUACCAAAAGGAAGCGUGGCAAUCAACAUCAGCCAGUCAUUGAACGAAGGGCCUCCAGAGCUCCAAAGAGGUUGAAGGAAGGAUAG